This is a messenger RNA of Periconia digitata, 1120 nucleotides long. The record is from the annotation of a GenBank genome assembly. NCBI's taxonomy places the organism in Eukaryota, Fungi, Ascomycota, Dothideomycetes, Pleosporales, Periconiaceae.
UUGCAGAUUUAUUUGCCAGAAACAUCCUUUCCUUCUUCAGCUGUUUGAUACAUCUAUAGCUCUCCGCCAUCCAUCAUCCACACCGCGAUUCGUACACAGCAAAAUGAGUGGAACAAUGCGCGCCGUAGACAUUGAGAAUGGCAAGGGCCCCAUCUCGGCCCUGCACAUCAAAGACAUACCCCGCCCGACACCGACUGACUCCCAAGCACUCGUCCGCGUCAAGGCCUUUGGCUUAAAUCGCAUGGACUUGCUCCAGCGCGAAGGACAAUACCCCGUUCCGCCACAGGCCCCUGCAACACUGGGCGUCGAGUUCAGCGGCACCAUCGAGUCUCUCGGGUCCUCGGGCGGAGGCGCCGAAAAUUUCGCAGUUGGGGACGAAGUCUUUGGCCUUGCGUACGGCGGUGCGUACGCUGAAUACAUUGCCGUUAGCGUCCACAUGCUGGUCCGAAAACCCAAAGAGCUGAGCUGGGAGGAGUGCGCGGGGAUUCCCGAAACGUGGAUUACCGCGACGCAGGCGCUGUACCUCGUGGCCAACUUCACGAAAGGGAAGAGCGUACUGUGGCAUGCGGCAGCGUCUUCGGUGUCCAUUGCGGGAAUUCAAUUGGCAAAGGCGGAGGGCGCGAGCGGAGUGUAUGCUACGGCGAGACAGGAUGAGAAGUGUGCCUUUGCGGUGGACAAGUUGGGUGCCACUGCUGCAUUCAAUACGACUAGGUCAAACUGGGCGGACGAAGUGCUCAAGGCUACCGAUGGCAAGGGCGUUGAUAUCAUUAUCGAUUUCAUCGGCGCCGGGUACUUCCGGGACAACUUGACGGCUGCUGCGAGAGAUGGUGUCAUUGUCGCGCUCGGGCUUAUGGGUGGAGCAGUGGUUGAAGGGGAUGUAAACAUCGCACCUAUCUUGAUGAAGAGGAUCACGUAUGUGGGCAGCACGCUACGGAGUCGCGACGAAGAUUAUCAAGGAAAGCUGAGGGAUCAAUUGGUCGAGCACGCGCUCCCCAAGUUGCGGGAUGGGAGUUUCAAGGUGUAUGUGGAAAAGGUGUUGCCGUGGGAAAAGAUCCAGGAUGCGCAUAGGUUGCUGGAGGAGAAUAAGACCAAAGGCAAAGUCAUUUGCACAAUCUCAUAG